ACAAAUGGCCACCAAGAAGGCGGCAGACUCGACUUUGUACCAUCUCAGCCCGAAGGGCUUUUGGAAGAAAUUCCGGGAUGCGGUGGUCGUGAACCCGGAGAUCUCGAGUGGUAUCCCACUCCCUCAUCUUAACCGCUAUCCCCAGCCUGCUUCACGGCCAGAGAAGUAUGCUACGCCAGCGACGAAAGCCUCCGACCCCGCACAGAAUCCGUAUUGGAAGCGUGACGUCCGACGCGCAUACCCCCAGCUCUCGGUCAUCACUCAGACGGAGCUGUCCUCCCUCCUCCUUCAGCAGCCCGAGAAUCAAGCCCUUCUCGGCGCGCCGUCAGAGGCGAAGGAGGGCGAGCAAUCAUCCGUCCCUGCUACUUCCAAAGCUCCCGUUGAUCUAACAUCUGCCAUCGCUACCAUCACCUCUGCUCGCAAGGCUUACUCUGAGUCGAAGCUCCCACCUCAGCUCCCGAUCCCUUACAGGAAAUGGGUGCCCCAGAGAGCUGAGGACGCGCCUCACGACCCGAAUGCGUAUUUCCCUAUGAUCCUUGUCAAAUAGAUGGCUAUUGUCGUCCGUUGUCCCAUAUCAUUGCAGCACCUCCCAAGCUGUGUGACGUC
This is a messenger RNA of Gloeophyllum trabeum ATCC 11539, 606 nucleotides long. Its product is annotated as NADH dehydrogenase. NCBI's taxonomy places the organism in Eukaryota, Fungi, Basidiomycota, Agaricomycetes, Gloeophyllales, Gloeophyllaceae. The record is from RefSeq and is a predicted model, not a curated record. The coding region runs from base 5 to 547 and encodes 180 amino acids. The transcript has 4 exons.